This is a messenger RNA of Propithecus coquereli (Coquerel's sifaka), 2542 nucleotides long. It is a transcript of the gene POLM, whose product is annotated as polymerase (DNA directed), mu. Gene Ontology annotation, biological process: double-strand break repair via nonhomologous end joining. Gene Ontology annotation, molecular function: DNA-directed DNA polymerase activity; DNA binding. The record is from RefSeq and is a predicted model, not a curated record. The transcript is spliced from 11 exons. Lineage: Eukaryota; Metazoa; Chordata; Mammalia; Primates; Indriidae. Gene Ontology annotation, cellular component: nucleus. Bases 30 to 1505 code for a protein of 491 amino acids.
CAUUCUGCCCUCGCCGGGCCGUAGUCCCGAUGUUCCCCAAACGGCGGCGAAGGCGGGUCGGGUCCCCUGGCGGCGCUACCGCCUCCGCGCCGCCCUCGACGCGCUUCUCUGGCAUUGCCAUCUACCUGGUCGAGCGGCGCAUGGGUCGCAGCCGCCGGGCCUUCCUCACUCGCCUGGCGCGCUCCAAAGGCUUCCGCGUCCUCGACUCCUGCAGCUCCGAGGUGACACAUAUCGUGAUGGAGCAGACCUCAGUGGAGAAGGCUGUCUGCUGGCAGGAGCGCAGGACAGCGGAUACACCCCCAGGAUGCACCCCUGCAGCUCUGCUGGACAUAAGCUGGUUCACAGAGAGCCUGGCGGCUGGGCAGCCUGUACCUGUGGAGUGCCGGCACCGCCUAGAGGUGGCGGAAUCCAGAAAGAGGCCCCCAAGCCCAGCAUGGAUGCCAGCCUAUGCCUGCCAGCGCCCCACACCCCUCACACACCAUAACAUCAGCCUCACGGAAGCUCUGGAGACGCUGGCAGAGGCGGCAGGCUUCGAAGGCAGCGAGGGCCGCUGCCUCACCUUCCACAGGGCGGCCUCGGUGCUCAGGGCCCUUCCCAGACCUAUCAUAGCCCUGAGCCAGCUGCGGGGCCUGCCCCACUUUGGAGAACAUUCCUCCAGGGUUGUGCAGGAGCUGCUGGAGCACGGAGUGUGUGAGGAGGUGGAGAGAGUCCGGCGCUCAGAGAGGUACCAGACCAUGAAGCUCUUCACUCAGAUCUUUGGAGUCGGUGUGAGAACCGCUGACCGGUGGUACCAGGAAGGGCUGCGAACCCUGGAUGACCUUCGAGAGCAGCCGCAGAGACUGACCCAACAGCAGAAAGCAGGGCUCCAGCACCACCGGGACCUGAGCACCCCUGUCCUGCGGCCCGACGUAGAGGCCCUGCAGCAGCUGGUGGAGGCGGCCGUAGAGCAGGCCCUGCCCGGGGCCACUGUCACGCUGGCUGGCGGCUUCCGGAGGGGGAAGUUGCAGGGCCACGACGUGGACUUCCUCAUUACCCACCCCGAGGAGGGCCAGGAGGUGGGGCUGCUGCCCACAGCGAUGCGCUACCUGCAGGACCAGGGCCUUGUCCUGUACCACCAGUACCAGCACAGCCACUGUGGGCACCCUGCCCAGCAGAGCCACACCAUGGAUGCCUUCGAGAGGAGUUUCUGCAUUUUCCGCCUGCCACAGCCCCCAGGGGCUUCUGUCAGGGAGGCCCCAAGGCCCUGCCCAGCGUGGAAGGCCGUGAGGGUGGACUUGGUGGUGGCUCCCAUCAGCCAGUUCCCUUUUGCUCUGCUUGGCUGGACUGGCUCCAAGCUUUUCCAGCGGGAGCUGCGCCGCUUCAGCCGCAAGGAGAAGGGGCUGUGGCUGAACAGCCAUGGGCUGUAUGACCCAGAGCAGGAGACAUUUUUCCACGUGGCUUCAGAGGAAGACAUCUUCAGACACCUGGGCCUCGAGUACCUUCCCCCAGAGCAGCGAAAUGCCUGAACAUGCCUGUGGCCCCCACUUCCAUUCUUAGGAAAUGAAGGGCUACCCCUGACUUGGCCACUGACUGUCCCCAGGCAGAAGAUGUGCCACUGCCCACUGUCUUCACCCUCCAGGUGGAGGAACCCCACCUGCGGGGGCCUGGCUCUGCUGGAAGCCAGCUGUGUCUGAGCUGUCGGCCCCCGUCAGCUGUGGGGUGCCUGCAAGGUGGGAGCCUCCAUGCUGGCCUCGUCGCUGUGUGACCCUGGAUCAGCCCUCAGCCUCCCCAUGGCUCAGGUUCCUGCCCUCGACAGAGGUCUGAGCAGUGCCCACUGCAUGGACUUGUGGCAGAGCCUGUGGUCACGAAUGCCAAGUGCUCUGCCUGGUGCCUAGCGUUUGAUCAGUCAGUCGCGGUUACUGUGACCCCUGCAGGGCACCCUGCUCAGGAGUGCCUAGAAGAGAACCCCAUGUCCCUGCCCUGCAUUUGAGCUGUGAGUUGGCGGCUACAGCUCUUGCCACGGGGUGCUGAGGGGUGUGCUGUGGGCAUCUAGAGAGGGAGAAGGCCGGGGAGGGAGUGUGAGGAAGAGAGCUUCCAGCGCCGGGCUUCAGCUCUGCAGCCCACAGCCCGGCUUUCUGUUUCUGCCUUUAGGGCCUGUUGUCAGCGCAGAUUUUUAAAAAUAGGUCAUAUCCUGCCACUCCUUGCUCAGAGCCCUCCCCUAGGGUGGUUCCAAACCCAAAUUCCUCCUGUGGCCCCCAGGGCUCUGGUAUUUCUUCCCGCCCCUGCCAGCCCCUGCUCCCUUCUAUCCAGCCCUGCUGGCCCCAGCUGCACCUCUCACUGCUUUCCUUCUUGGUGGGCCGCAGGCUCUGAGUGGCCAACUCCCUCCCCUCCUCACUGAGGCUGAAGCAGUGAGGUGGGCUGUACACAUAGUACCCUCUGCUCUGCGUUCCUCACAUCCCCCCGAGCUGGCUCCGGCCUCCAGGGCUUUGCUUUUGCCCCACCAUCCGUCUGCGUCUGCGGUGUGCUCUCUCCUCCAGGCCUCUACUCAAAAGUCACUUUGGCA